CUCCAUAUAAACUUUUGGUAGAGCAUGAAAAGGACGUCUUUAAUAGCGCCGUGUAUUGCAGCACAACGCCUCUGUUAUUUAAGCAGAGGCAAGCGGUGGCCUCACCCUUCCGACGGUGCCGCAGCAACACGGUGCACGACUCGUCUGUUCCGAGCCGGCGGCGAGUCUCGCAAGUGUAUAAAGUUGUGCAACAACUGUCUGGGUCACCUGCGUCCAUACGCUGGAGGCAGGCCUGCAGCAAGCGGCCAAAAGUUCAGACAACAUGUGAGCGCCGCCCCCCAGCCUGCCCGGGAGGCUGCCACACAGGUCUAAAAGAAGGACAGAGGGGGUGAGGCGGGGAGGUGAUGGGGAGGUGAGGACGAACGGAGGCCAAAGCGAUUGGCGGGGCGGGGCGGGUCAGCCACAGUCAACAAUACUCUUUCUCGGUGACCUGCCUCGGCGAGGGCGGAGCCUGGCCGUGACCCCUAUAAAGGUAGGGAAAGGCCGGCGGGCAACGCACACCCGCCGCCCCUCCGCCCACAGCAUGCUGCGCGCCCUGCUCUACUGCUGCCUGGUGGGCCUGGCCCUCGCCAGCCACUACGGUGCCCCGCAAGAGUCAUGUGAGCCCCGCCACGACACCCUCACCGUCACCAGGACCAGCCUGCUGGCCACGCACCAGCCCGUGACGCAGCUUGACCUUCAGUACGACCACCAGACGGCGGUGGUGACAAACGUGCUGCUGGUGCCCAACACGGUGGUGACGACCCAGACGGUCACCUUCUUCCCCGCCCCGGAGGUGGUGACGCACACCAGCCUGCUCACCGCCACGGACUACCUCACCACCUUCGUCACCCACGUGGCCACGGCCGUCGCCACGCAGACGAGUCACCUGGUGGCCACAGCCCAAGAGGUGCAGGAGCAGGUCAUCACCCAGACGGCCGUGGUGGACGAGAGCGUCACCAGCACCCUCACCAUCACCAGUCAGGUCACCGCCUUCGAGACGCUCAUCGCCACCGACACCUUCAACACCUUCGUCACAAUCACGGACACCGACACCUUCAUCGUGACGGAGACGACCUUCCAGACAGAGCUGCACUACGCCACGGCCACCGUCACCAGCCUCACCGAGCACACCGUGGACGCCACCGUCACCGUCACGGAGCUCGAGUACGUCACCAAGUGUCCGCAGCCCAAGAUCACCUACAACCACUAGCCGCGUCGCCGCCGCCGCCCAUCAAUACAAUAAAGAUAUCAACUGUCACAUCGCCUUUAAUGUUAAACCCCUAACCAAACUUUUUUCCAGGUGCGCCACAUGAUGAACUUACACUGUUCAUCCCCGGCACAGCGAGGCGAGGGCCGGAGCAGUAAAUGGUAAAUGGUCUGUGAAAGGCAAAACUCAACACAGCCAGCACACGAGGGAGGCGGAGGGGCGGGGGAAAGAUGACAAGGCUAUAAU
This is a messenger RNA of Eriocheir sinensis (Chinese mitten crab), 1435 nucleotides long. RefSeq lists its product as uncharacterized. The coding region runs from base 524 to 1192 and encodes 222 amino acids. Lineage: Eukaryota; Metazoa; Arthropoda; Malacostraca; Decapoda; Varunidae. The record is from RefSeq and is a predicted model, not a curated record. The transcript has a single exon.